AUGGAUAUCAAUUUUGACUUCAAAGGAGAUCCAGUUGGAGGUCACAUACAGAACUACUUGCUAGAAAAGUCACGUGUUGUGCAUCAACAGAGGGGUGAACGAAAUUUUCACACAUUUUACCAGCUUUUGUACGGGGCUACUGAUGGCAAACUGGCUGAGAUGGGACUAAAAAGAAAUCCCAACAUGUAUCAUUUUAUUAACCAAGGUGGAGAUCCAAAGGUCAGCUCUAUAAAUGAUCGGAAAGAUUAUAGAAAUGUCAUGGAAGCAAUGAAGGCAAUGGGUUUCAACUUUAAGCAUGUUGAGACGCUUUGGAAAAUUGUGUCUGCAAUUCUACAUAUGGGAAACAUCUCUUUUGAGAUGAAAGAAGAUCAAGUAUGUGUGUCCAGUCGAGAAGAGUUAUCGCAAAUUGCUCGUUUGCUUUCAAUGGAUGUGAACAAUCUGGAAACUUCUUUAUGUUCUCGUGUUGUUGCUGCUGGUGGUGAUGUGGUGAGGAAAGAAUUCACUUUGUCAGAUGCUAUUUACACACGAGAUGCUUUCGCAAAGGCUACCUAUGAUCGUAUGUUCACCUGGAUUGUUGGUCGAAUUAAUGAAGCAAUUGAUGUCUCGGCUAGUGGAUUUUCUAGUGUUGGCAAAAAUACAGUCAUUGGAGUAUUGGAUAUUUAUGGCUUUGAGAUUUUCGACAAUAACAGUUUUGAACAGUUUUGUAUCAAUUACUGCAAUGAAAAACUACAGCAACUUUUUAUUGAAUUGGUGCUGAAGCAAGAACAGGAAGAAUAUACCCGAGAAGGUAUUGAAUGGGUGCAUGUUGAUUAUUUUAACAAUAAAGUCAUCUGUGAUCUUGUUGAGCAGCCACACAAAGGAAUCUUGGCCAUGUUAGAUGAAGCCUGCCUAACACCUGGCAAAAUGACAGAUGAAAAAUUUCUUGAGGAAAUGUCCCAUACUCUGAAGAAGCAUGAACGUUACUCAUCUCGGGCUUUGGUUCCUACAGACAAAACAAUGGAACAUGGACAAGAUUUUCGUAUUCGUCACUAUGCAGGUGAUGUAACUUACAAUGUUAAUGGGUUCUUAGACAAAAACAAGGACACAUUAUACCAAGAUUUAAAACGGCUUUUAUACAACAGUGAUGAUGAGUUACUCAAGAUUAUGUGGCCAGAAGGAUCUCAGGAUAUUGCAAAGACUACAAAGAGGCCCUUAACUGCUGGAACUAAUUUCAAGAAUUCUAUAAUAGCAUUGGUGGCUAACCUGGCAUCAAAGGAGCCACAUUAUGUUCGUUGCAUCAAGCCAAAUGAUGUCAAGUCACCUGUGCAUUUUGAUAAUGAAAGAGUUCGUCACCAAGUCAUGUAUUUGGGAUUAAUGGAAAAUGUCAGAGUUCGGAGAGCAGGAUUUGCAUUUCGGAUGACCUUUGAAAGAUUUCUAAACAGGUACAAAUGUAUUUGUCCAGCAACCUGGCCAGUAUAUCAUGGUUCUUGCGUAAAUGGUGUCCGUGAAAUUGUGUCACAACAGAAAGUUGAAAAAGAUGUGGAAUAUGGAAAAACAAAAAUCUUUGUACGCAGUCCACAAACUCUGUUUAAUUUGGAGGCUGAAAGAGAACGGGCUAUUCCAUCAUUAGUUAUCUUAUUACAGAAGAUGUGGCGGGGAACAUUGGCACGGAAACAAGUAAAGAAGACAAGAGCAGGUCUUUUGAUUCUGAAGACUUAUCGUGAAUACAAAACGCGUGUUUAUGUUAACACCUUAUUACAUCUCUUCAGAAAUGUAAAGAGAAAGAAGGAUUAUGGGAAGAGUUUGAAAUGGCCGACUGCUCCUUUUGGUUUAGAGACAUUUGGAUUAUCUCUCCAUAAAACUUACCAAAGGUGGUGCGCAUGGAUGAAAAUUCAAACAAUCCCAAAGGAUGAACGUGCAAUGUUCCACACAAAAAUAUUAACUGCUGAAAUGCUAAAAGGUAGACGUUGUGAGUGGGGCUAUCGACGCAAGUGGGACGGUAAUUACUUGAUGCAGACUCAAGAUAAUCCCAAUACUGCUGAUUAUGUUUCAAGAAUGAAUUCUUUGAAGAGCAAAGACAAUUUCACUGCAAUUCUCUUCUCAUCAAUGGUAAAGAAAGUAAACAAAAACAACAAAACUUCUGAUCGUUCGAUUGUGAUUACAAACCAACACAUUUACAAAUUGGAUCCAAAGAAAAAAUUCAAAUUAAUGAGACCAGGCACUUCAUUUUUGGAUUUGACUGUGGUUCCAGGGAAGAACGCGUUGGCGAAGCUCAUUGGAACCAUCUGCAAGCAGUGGCAUAAAAUGAUGAAUCAGGAUUUGAAAGUGAUUGUUGCUAAACAAUUGAAAUGCAUGCUUGGAGAUAAACAGAGAACUAUUAUAGUUCGAAUGUCUCCAAACAAUGAAAAGGAUCCGGAAUUUCGCAAAGAGAACAUGGGAUUGGCAUUGAUGUGGCCAACUACAACGAAUCAUAACAAUCCUGUUAUCAAGUCUUGA
This is a messenger RNA of Acanthosepion pharaonis, 2475 nucleotides long. Lineage: Eukaryota; Metazoa; Mollusca; Cephalopoda; Sepiida; Sepiidae. The record is from the annotation of a GenBank genome assembly.